Molecule: messenger RNA, 1099 nt
Organism: Stereum hirsutum FP-91666 SS1
Lineage: Eukaryota; Fungi; Basidiomycota; Agaricomycetes; Russulales; Stereaceae
Exons: 3
Coding region: 47-997 (316 amino acids)
Source: RefSeq, a predicted model, not a curated record
AGCAAGGAUGCCUUUUCCAUCCCAAAACUCAUCAGAUGCUUCAAACAUGCCAUCUACCUCAAAAGUUGGUAAUCCAGAACGUUCCAAACCGGUGAUCCCACCAUGGGUCCCAGUUUCUCUCUUAGUAGUGACCACGGCCGCGUUAGCUGUACCACUUGUCCUCAUUCGCCGUCAACGUGCAGUGGCCUCGGUUUCAAAUGCUGCCAAACCCAGUCCUUCGACUCCUCCACCGAGACGGACGGCAGGACCUGUCAUCACUACAAAGUCUACAUCCAUAUCGUCAAAUACUUUAUCAACCUCACCUCCAAUACAAUCACGACCGUCAUCAUCAUCGUCCUCAGCACCCCCACCACGUCGCUUGGUACGACUUCCACCGGCGUCCGUGGCGUCCACAGCAGCUUCAGCGACCGUACUGUCACCCGUUGCCGAAUCACCGCUUAUAUCAGGUUCCACCGAGUUUGACGACACGGAAGUAGUUUCAGAGCAGGAACUCGAGUAUGAUGGUUUCAACGCACCACUAUACACACUCAAGGCAUUCAGCAUCGCGUCUCUUGUCGUACUCACUGGAGGUGUAGCCGGUAUAUGGGGUGUGAAGAGUUACAUGGGCGUAAAAGAUACCGAAGAAUUCGCCUCUCGAAUGCGACAAUCGAUCCUCACUCACAUGCCAGUCCUUACUUCUCGAAUACAUCGCGCACCCGAAGUCUCCGACGAUCGAAUAGCUGCUCCACCGUUCCCCUUGCCUACUUCUCUCUUGCCUAACCCGUCGGGUUCAGAGGAACCGCAAUCCCUGUCACCAGUACCACAGUACACUAUAUCAACCGUCAAUCUGGCAGAACCAUGGACCUGGUCGGCCGCUCAGCAGAGACUGUCGGAUGCAUACGAUCGGGGAGGGCUUCAGGAGUGGAUGGAAGCUGCGGCUCUGGAGAUGGAGAUAGAAAGGGAGACGGAGGUGCGGAGGAGGGCGACGGCGAGUGGGCACGAGCGUGGUGGGGUAUGAUUUCAGGGUGCGUGUACUGUGCGACGUCGGGUGGCGCAGGUCUGAGUGGCGCCGUCGGUUACAUGAGCGCGAUCCUAUGUACCCCUUUGGCAUAUACAGAGC